UAUGCGCGUGCGCGAUAGUCCCGGCCCGAAUCAUAACAAUUAGUUUUGGUUGGUUUCGGUUUGUUGGAUGCUCGCGUUCUUCUUCGUGGUCUCGCUGCUUUUAUUGCGAGGACAAUCAGCUGUCGGGAUCGCGAGGACCCAAAUCGAAUCGGUGGAGUGAGUGCGGACGGGUCGAGAAGUCAACACUCGUCCGGCAAGUACGAGACUUCUCGCGCGAGCGGUGAACGCGUUAUCGCACGAAGCACUUGAACGCGCUCUUAUUUCCCCCAGCUGAGUCGCUGUGCAGUUGUUAAGACGUCGCGCGAUCUCGCGAUCAUACAACGAUGCGAACGUAAGCGGCGUUGAGUUGCGAGAAGCGCACGACUUCGCGCUCGAGGGAGACGGUGGGUGUGAAUCGGGUCGGAUUCACAGGGCGGUGAGAAAGAAGGCGCGCGAGUGGCUGGUCGGCGAGACGACGGCGACCGUUGAUUCCUUUACGGUGCUUUCGCCGUGGGAACAAAAUGUCAACUUGCAGAUGAUAAUCGCACCGUUAUCCCGAACGAAGUACAGUGAAGAUGGCGUCCUCGGAAAUCGACGAUUUAUUGGCCGGACCGUUGGUCACUUGGGUCGUCAGCUGCCUGGAAGAUCCUGAUUCAUUGGCAAAUUAUGAGGACCUAGUGGACGGUGUCUUACUGCACAAUGUCUUCUUGCAAAUCAAUCCGGAGCCGCUGCACGAUGAAGUUGUACCUUCCGAUGGCAAUCCUGUUAUUCGUACAAAAAACUUGAGGACUAUAGUACAAAACAUAAAACAAUUCUACGAGGAGGAGAUGGACAAUUUGAUUUUAAAGUUACCAGACAUCGCAAAUUUAGGGAAAGAGCCUGAAUUGUAUAUAGCUGAUAUGAAAUUGUUGCUAUUGUUAUUGCUCGGAUGCGCCGUUCAGUGUCCGAAUCAGGAGAAGUUCAUCGGCAAGAUAAAAACAUUACAUCUUGAUACUCAACUUGCGAUAGUGGACUGUAUCAAACAGAUUACAGAUCACCAAGACAUAGUCAUUACGCAAGAUGCUAUGGCGAGCGCAAACAUGGGUUACCUGUUUGUUCAGAUAAAAAAGUGGACUCAAGAAUUGGAUUUCUAUCGGGAGAAAUGGAGAGACGCAGCGUUGGAUGAUAGCGUCGAGCGAAAUGAAUCCUCCAGCAGUGCGUCUGAGGAGAUAAUCAAAGUGCAACAAUCUCAUCCUGUCGCUAAAGCCGAAAGGGAAGAUAAUUAUCACUAUGCGGUUGAAUUGGCCGAUUGGAAGUCUAAGGUUCGGAAACAACGUCAGGAACUAGAGGAAAAAACGGAGGCUUUGCUCGAGUGUAAGGAGGAGCUGGAGCAUAACAAGGCGUUGCUGGUUAAACUGAGGCAAGAGAAUCAAGAAUUGAUGCACGAGGCUCGCGCUGCCAAAUCCUACAGGGACGAGUUAGACGCCGUGAUCGAGAGGGCGGAACGAGCGGAUCGUUUAGAAAUAGAGGUUGCACGAUACAGGGAGAAGCUCACGGACAUUGAAUUUUAUAAAACUCGGAUAGAAGAAUUGCGCGAGGACAAUAGGGUUCUAAUGGAGACUAGAGAGAUGCUUGAAGAACAGUUGAAUUCGUCGAGAAACAGAGCGGACAAAGUACUGGAGCUUGAAUCUGAAAUCAUAAAAUACAAACAGUUACUUAACGACAUGGCAUUGGAACGUGCAGCCGACAAAGAGAAGUAUCAAGAGCUCGUCGAGGAGAAUACUCAAUUGCAUCAAAUAACGAAAGCCGCUGCCAACGAGGCUGCUUUAGCUGGAUCCAGUGAUUCCGAAGAACCAGUGCCCGACGAGAACAGACUGUCCGAACAAUUAACGAGCAAUGCCGAGAGGAGAGCGUUAAAAUUGGAAUUGGAAAAUCGCCGUUUAAGUACGCUGAUCGAUUCGAUGAAGGAGACUUCCUUUCACGAGAAUUCGUCACACGUUCUGGAGUUGGAAAAGGAAAAGAAGAAGCUUUCGUUGAAGAUCGAAUCACUGAACGACAAUAAUGAGAGGCUCACGCAACAAAACUCUGACUUGGAGUUGGUUUGCAAGCAAGCGUUGGAAGAGAACAAGAAGCUUCAAAACAAUCUCAAGAAUCAACGUGUUUCCUCCGAGAAACAACAACAAGAACUGCAAACCUAUCACAUGAAAAUGAUAGAGGUAGAAAAAAGUUACGACACAGCAGUGAAAGAGAAACAACGUGUUCAGUUGUUACUGGAGAGUGUGCGACGACGUGCUGACGACUUGGAACGCACCCUGGAGACAACGAGUCAAAAGGUCGAGGAAUUGAAAGUCGUCGAGAACACUGUCAGUGAGGUUAAUUCCAAGUGUCUUGAUCUCGAGUCGAGGCUAACGGCGACGGAGAAAGAGAAGGACGCCGCCCAACGUGAUCUAUACAAAUGCAGAGAAACGAUCGAGAAAAAAGAUGUGGCCUUAGAUAAAGCAACAAACACGAUCGAAGUCUUGGAGAGGAAAGUGCUGCAACUCGAGCAGGAGUUGCAGGAUUGCGUCGCACAAAUAUCCAGAUUGCAAGAAAUCGAGCGAAGCAGCAAAGAACUCGAUUCUCGAGCUGCAAUUGACAGGGAAACUUUAGAGAUACUUCAAUCCAAUCUCGUCGCGGAGAAACGAAGCAAUCAGCAGUUGUGCACGAUUUUAGAAAAGCUCGGCCUUAGUGACAAUAUAUUGUUAACCUUACCUUUGGAGACGAUAUUGGAGAGAAUUUCCCAAUUACCGGAAGUAGUAGAUUAUGUGAAGAAGUCAGCUUUCUCAGAGGAGAGCUGCAACGAAAAAGCGGCGUCCGAGUCCACGGAAAAGGAGAGCAACGAUGAGCUGAACAAAACCCUGGAAGCUAUAAUAGAACCUUUAAAGCGCGAGGUGGAACAACUGCAGAUGAAAUCGUCCAUGUCUCAAACAGCCUCGGAGCACUUGCUGUCCGAAAACGCGAAGCUUCAAGUUCACAUCACAACGUUGCAGUCGCAAACCAAUUCGUUAAACGCGCAGCACACCGCUCUGCAGCUGGCGAAUUCGCAGCUUGUCGCGGAAAAAGAAGAGCUCCUGAAGGAACGCAACACGCAGCAGCACGUGCAUUCUGCGUUGCUUCGCGACCAGAACACCAUGCAGUCGUUGCACGAACAGCUGAACAACGAGUACGAAAUUCUGCUGCGCGAACGAGACUCCCUCAAGUCGAGUCUGAGAGACGCGAGAAACGAGAACAGAACGUUGCGCGAGAGCAUCGAGCGGCUGGAGACGAAGAGCGAAGCGUUGCAGUCCGAACGAGAAGCUUUCGUCAACAACACGAGGAGCUUGAACAAUCUCCGAGGAGAGCACUCGAAAUUGAAGGAUGACUUCAGAAAUCUGUACACCGCGAGCGAAAGAUUGAAGGCGGAAUAUAGGAACUUGCAGGAAGAUUACAGGAAGAAUAAAAUCGAGGUGAAUCGCUUGAGCUUAAAGCAGACUGAGAUGCAGGGAGAGCUGAGUAUUAAGAACGAACGGUGCUCGGACUUGGAGGCUGAAGUCAACCACCUUAACGAACGAUGUGAGAUGCUGUUAGAGAUGAACUCUGGAUUGGAUAACGACAGGCGUUCCUUGAUGGAGCACAUAAGUUUGCUGUUUACGCAAUAUCACGAACUUCUGACGCAUUCGCUUCAGGACAAGGAACAUUACCAUAUGGAAGAGAAAAUGUUCACGGAUAAAGUUAAUCAGCUGUACAGACAGAAGGAGAAAUUGGAAGACAAAAUUAUGGAGCACUACAGGAAACUUAAUAGCUGCACUACCAAAAAGAAAAGUUUCGGAGCCAAUUUAGUUCGCAGAGUCAGGAAAGCCGGGUCGGAGCUCCUCAAUAAGAAUCGACGUUCGUGGGCCGAAGAUUCCAAGCAGUCUGACAGUAAGACCUAUGAAUCGGAUACGGCAGGGAACGACUCGGACGCUAGUACCGAUGAUUACCGUUUACCUGGACCAAGCAGGAUUCUCGGGUCAGACGCGCUUGGACACGCCGGGACCAGAAGAACGGUGUACUACACCGACGAUUCUCCGCCGUCGUCCACUUCCUUGCCGGCGGACAGAUUGCUGGGCGAAUCCUACCAAGAGCAAGGGGACGACAACCACCACGCUGCGCAGAUGGAGUCGAAUUUGAAGUCGGAAACGCAGGUGGAGUCGCGCCCCUUUUUAAUCUACAACAAAGUGUCGGCGGUCAUAAACGAGUCCAAGAGUGUUGCCGGUACUCCGAUGAAGGACGCGGCGCAGGAAGAAACACUCGCGGAACCGCCCGCCGACAAAGAGCCAAAGACUGGAAGUCCGAUAUGGUACGAAUACGGUUGUGUAUAAGCGAACACCCUCACACACUGCCCGAACACGAUGCUUCCAUUAGUAUAUCCGAGAAAAGAAAUAGGGCGUCUUUAUACACAUAUAUAUAUAUCGUAACUUCGAACGUAACUCUAAAUCAAUCGCUAGGUUGCGCGGGUUUGCACGUGUUUGAUAAUUCAAUUGUUUACAAAUAAAAACUUUUUUUAGAAAACUGAAUAUUUGUUUGAAAUAUUGGGUUAGCCAAUAAUUCCGUGCAAUUUUUUUUACCUGUGAAUAGAAGACGAUUUUUUUUCUUUUUUUAUAGAAGACAAUAACUUGAGUCGAGAAUGUAUUGACCAUUGUAACCCACUAUUUUUUGCCAUUUUUCGGACAGCUUCAUAAAUCUUUGUUCAAAGAACUUCCUGUUUUUCUCGGCGAAAAACUAUUUCAAAUACCAUUUGAUGGCUUCCUCGGGGCGCUGCCCGUUCAAGGAAUUAUGAAGGGGACGAAAAGGGUAAUAAUUUGAAGGGUCAAGGUCAAGAUAAAUAUGGAGAAUGCGGUGAGACAUUCCAGUCCGGUUCCAAUCAUUUUUGACAGGUUUGCUGAGAUUUUUCCGUCUUGGACAGAAAAAUCUUCGAAAUGAAAUCUCGUAAGCCAUUUCUAGCACACGCGUUCUUCGACAUCCUCGCCAUGUACCGCACAUAUUUUUUUACAGUUUUUUUGUCGCGUUUUGCCGUUUUUUUAAAUAAAUAAGCAUGAUACGCUGAAAAUGCUCAUUUUGAUUAUCCAUCUUUAAAAUGAUGCCAAACAUACAAAACAACCCAUUUUUACAUUGCUUUUUUAAAUGCAUGUUAAAAUGUUUUCUAUGACUAUGUGCUUCCAAGAUUUGGACUCAAGAUAGGACUUUUUCAGAAUGCCUAAAAUCGGCAAAAACCGCAUGGAAUUAUUGGUCAACUUAAUAUUUGCUUCUGCAAUAUAUUUUCAGAUUCAGAGUCAGAUGUAAUUUAUAUUAACCAGUUAACUAGCUAUCUAAUUAUUAUAAUUUACAAAGUAUCGUGAAGUGGCGUUAGACGCAUGCCCGUAAGGAUAGCUGGAGCCAUAAAUUGAAGAAGAAAAAAAAAACGUUUGUUCAAUACGAAGCUUUUUGCUCUUGUCUUCAUAAUUGUAAAUAGUCGCAAGUUAUUAUCGAUAAAUCAUUGUUGAGCCAAUCGGAUUCGUGCACUUCAAGUAACUCUGUUUCGGGAUUCUGUGUUUUUCAAAUCGUAAGUAGAUCUUUCUGUUGAGUUCAACUUAAGAAUCGUCUUAAUCGCCACUUGGAAACUCCGCGAGGAAACCCGCACACCCUUACCGAUCGCAUUUUAUACUCUACGAACGAACAAAGAGAGAGAGACUAACGCAACGCGAAUAAUGUCUGUUCAAAAGAGAUCGGCGAAAAUGCGAGAAAGUAUUACGUAUACUAAAGAUUUUACCUUUAUUCUCGUAAACUUACCACGCGUAAUUGGACGCACACUGUUCGUAAAAUUACAAAGUAGAUUUAAGAGUAGAACGCCUACGAGUUCCUAGAAAGCUUUCGUGCUAAAUCGAUGCUAAAAUAGUCGUAACGUGAGUAAGGUUGACGUCCGUCGUUGACGAUUUACAUAAUUCGAGAAUUAUUCGUCAAAUGUGUUCUUCUUUAUACUUUUAUAUUUUAUUUGCUUUUAUAUUUUACACUUUUAUUUGUGUCUUCGAGGGUUUUUAGUGAAUUUGCAUGAAAGGUCGUGCCACAUCUCGAUUUUGUCUUUUGAUACUGAGAUAAAUUAUAGAAAACUGAAUCAGUUGAUUGAUGGUAUCUUCGUUUCUCACGAUUGCCUUUGUACUGUUUCGCUAUGAGACGGAACUUAAUUAUAAUCAAUUUCACACGAAGCAUAAUAGCGGUGGAUCUCGACAUUGUUGGGGAUAACCUUUUCUGCAUAUUUACCGGAUUUUUAGACAAGAAAUUUCAUUCUCUCUUUAUUCUCUUUAUUCGUAUGAAGAGAUAGGCUCGGGAGGAAAAAUUCGUGAAAGAUCUAUGAAAAUAGAUCUCGAGAAUGAGAGCGCCGAGAGCGUCGAGAUACCGAGUAACGAAGUUGCAGCUAUAUUAACAUAAUAGUGUGCUCGACUUGAUUUUACGCUCACCUGGUUCUAUUUUCAUUCGUAUGCAUUACGAGAAUAUGCAGAGUUUUCGUGGAGGUUUCUGCGCGUACACAGCUGUCUGACGUCGCGUUGUCUAUUUGUUGAUAGGUAGAUGGAAUUCUUACGCUUAUUUUCCGGGAAUGUAAGAUGCAAUUGUCUUUUUCUCCUUAAUAGACGAGACUAACGUAGAGAUGCAAACGCGAACAGUCUCACGCUGAUAAUAAUGGCACAAACUUGCAUUUGCUUUUACAUUUGUAUCGAUUACCUCCUCGUCACUGGACAUUUAUCGCGGUAUAAGUUACAUAGGUUACUUUUUUACAUUUCGAUAACUUAUAUUUUUAUAGUAACUUUGUGUGUACGUGUUAGGUGUGUAAGUAGGUAAUUUAAUAUAGGUGACACACACACACACACACACACACACACACACACACACACACACACACACACACACACACACACACACA
Messenger RNA from Dinoponera quadriceps, 6910 nucleotides. RefSeq names its product girdin (gene Girdin). The transcript has 23 exons. Gene Ontology annotation, biological process: cytoplasmic microtubule organization; cytoskeleton-dependent intracellular transport. The record is from RefSeq and is a predicted model, not a curated record. Gene Ontology annotation, molecular function: microtubule binding; dynein light intermediate chain binding. Lineage: Eukaryota; Metazoa; Arthropoda; Insecta; Hymenoptera; Formicidae. Gene Ontology annotation, cellular component: cytoplasm; centrosome. Bases 555 to 4337 code for a protein of 1260 amino acids.